Molecule: messenger RNA, 1837 nt
Organism: Poeciliopsis prolifica (blackstripe livebearer)
Lineage: Eukaryota; Metazoa; Chordata; Actinopteri; Cyprinodontiformes; Poeciliidae
Gene: aldh8a1
Product: aldehyde dehydrogenase 8 family, member A1
Exons: 7
Coding region: 93-1565 (490 amino acids)
Biological process (GO): retinoic acid metabolic process
Molecular function (GO): retinal dehydrogenase (NAD+) activity
Source: RefSeq, a predicted model, not a curated record
GCCCUGCUCAGGUUUGCCUCUGAGGCUCCAGUCUGUUGCAGCCUGUUGUCAUUUGUGCAGUUUCUUUAGGAAGCCUUCUUUUGACGACAACCAUGCCCAAAAGCUCAGAACCGCGCUCUUAUUUGGUUCUGGAGAACUAUAUUGGCGGAAAGUUUGUGUCUUGUGGAAAUCAUAUCGACUCCUAUGACCCUUCCACUGCUGAGGUCUACUGCAAAGUACCAGACAGCGGCAAAGAGGAGGUAGAUGCGGCAGUGGCAGCGGCUAAAGAAGCCUUCCCUGAUUGGUCAGCUCGUAGUCCACAGCAGCGAGGAGAAGUCCUCAAUAAGCUCGCUGAUCUAAUUGAAGAUAACAUGGAGGAUCUCAUUCAAGCCGAGUCAAAGGACCAAGGUAAAACUGUGACAUUUGCUCGGACUGUGGACAUACCCAGGUCUGCGUACAACUUUCGCUUCUUUGCAUCGUCUGUGCUCCACCACACCACCGACUGCAGCCAGAUGGACCACAUGGGCUGCCUGAACUACACCUUACGCUGCCCAGUUGGAGUUGCUGGCUUGAUCAGUCCCUGGAACCUCCCUCUUUACCUCCUGACGUGGAAAAUUGCACCGGCAAUCGCCACGGGCAACACGGUAGUGGCCAAACCGAGCGAGAUGACCUCUGUGACUGCGUGGAUGAUGUGCAAGCUAUUGGAGGAAGCUGGCGUCCCUCCAGGUGUGGUCAAUGUUGUGUUUGGCACUGGUCAGAGAGCAGGAGACGCCCUAGUUGGCCACCCAGAUGUCCCGCUGAUCUCCUUCACUGGCUCCACUGCAACUGCUCAACGCAUCACAGAGCGGAGCGCCCCGUACUGUAAAAAGCUCUCCCUGGAGUUGGGGGGGAAAAACCCAGCCAUUAUUUUUGCCGAUGCAGACCUGGAGCAGUGCAUCGAGACAACCGUUCGCUCCAGCUUUUCCAAUCAGGGAGAAAUUUGCUUGUGCACUAGUAGAAUUUAUGUAGAGAGCAGCAUUUACUCCAAAUUUCUGGAGAAAUUUGUAGCCGCAGCUCGGAAGUGGAAGACUGGCGCUCCAUCUGACCCAAGCAACAACAACGGAGCUCUCAUUAGCAAAGAGCACCUAGAGAAAGUUCGCAGCUUUGUGGCACUUGCCAAAUCAGAAGGAGCUAUAAUCCACUGUGGUGAAGGAGUUGACCAGCUAAACCUUCCUGAAGCCAACAAGUCUGGCUACUUUAUGCCUCCUACGGUCAUCUCAGGCAUCCCUGACAGCUCCCGGGUCAUGCAGGAGGAGAUCUUCGGCCCCGUCACUUGUGUUUCCCCCUUUGACACGGAGGAUGAGGCUGUUGCCAGGGGAAACGGAGUCCGCUACGGCCUGUCAGCCACUGUGUGGUCCAGGGAUGUGGGAAGAGUUCACCGUUUGGCCCAGAAGCUUCAAGCUGGGCUAGUGUGGACCAACUGCUGGUUGGUGAGAGAUCUGAAUCUGCCGUUUGGAGGAAUGAAACACUCCGGUGUGGGCAGGGAGGGAGGCAAAGAUUCCUAUCACUUCUUUACGGAGGUGAAAAGCAUUACUAUCAAACACUAAGUAUAAUGCGUGGGAUGUUUGCAUAAGAUGUGAUUUAUGCAAACAGGGAAAUAGUUUUAUUUUUCUUUGUGUAGAUCAGCUUUUGUGAGCUUCUUUGCAGAGUUGGAUCAAUGCAUGUAUUUUUCCACCCUCAAGGAUUUCAACAACCUUCAAUCCAAUCAAAUCAGUUGAAGAUUGAAGUCUUAUAAAGUCCAUGUUGAAACUACAGAAAUGUACACAGUAACAUGCUUAUUAAUGCCUAAUGAAAAGAAAAUAAAUAAUUCUGUUUUAAA